GGCUGUUGCCGCUGCAGCAACACUUAUUAGGCUCAUUCUUGGGUGUAUCUUCGCCAGAUGAGCCUACGAUUGCGGCGUCGAGCGAUGCAUCUCAACGCACCACCGCUAUUUCUUUUGGCUCUUUCAUUAUUUGUACACGCAGAUGCCCAGAAUGGUUCUAUGGCUCUGUUCAGACCUAUUCGGUUGAAUCAAUCUCCCAACUGGUCGGGUGGUGCACUCCACGUCGGUCUACCGGACGACAAAUGCCCUCCGUGUUUCAACUGUCUGCUGCCUGCCUUUACCUGUGGGCAAUACGGUGAAUGCAAUCCAUAUGACGGGCAGUGCAGAUGCCCUCCAGGGUUUGGGGGGAUAGACUGCAUGACUCCUUUGUGUGGCGCAUUAGCCGAUGGGGACCAUCGCUACCCACGACCUGAAGGAGAGGAAUGCGAGUGUAAAGAUGGUUGGGGAGGCAUUAAUUGCAAUGUUUGCCAAACCGACGAGGCUUGUCUCGGUUUUCCGGUUGGAAACAUCAACUUCAAAACGAAUGCGAACGGGGAACCUGAUUUUAACAUGACGUGCUACAAAGGCGGUGAGACUGUGAGAGAAAACUUUCAGAUGUGCGAUGUCACAAACCGAAAAAUACUGGACAUGCUUCCCGGAAGGCCACCUCAAGUCUCUUUUAACUGCGAGAAGGAUGGAGGCACCUGCGCUUUCCAGUUCUGGAUUGGGAAGGUGGAAUCAUUUUACUGCGCUCUUGAUAACUGCACUACGUCCGCAGAGAUUGGAUACAACCAAAAUAUCACUAACUCUGCAUGUGAUCACAUUAAAUGCAGUUGUAUUCCUGGGAAAAUGUUAUGCGGAGAGGAAGGUUCCAUUGAUAUAUCAGACUUUUUGACUGAAGAAAUUAAGGGCCCUGCAUUCUUCAAAUGCAAGACAGGCUCCGGGUGUAGUUUUGAGGAGCCAGCCAUGAAUCAGCUCAUCAACGACGUCUUUGGGGAUUCAUAUAUUACGCUGAAUUGCGACGGUGGCGAAUGUCUGCAUUAUACGCAGGUACCGGGGUACCACAAACCCACGCGCCCAUCAAACGGGCCGUUGGUCGCAUUGAGCGCUGCCGGUGCCGGGCUUAUUUUCAUCAUUGCAACAGCAGCUUUCUGGUACCUUGGUCGGACACACUCAGAUCCUGACAGCCUCGGUUCUAUUCGUUUACCGACGGAUGAGGCUUCUAGGCUCAUGACCGACCACGUCCCGGCGUCUUUACGCUUCCAAGGCUUGACAUACCAGCUUGACCAUCGCACCCUUUUGGACGGAAUCACUGGUCAUGUUUGCCCAGGUCAAGUCAUGGCUAUCAUGGGCGCAUCGGGAGCUGGCAAGUCAACCUUGCUCGACAUACUUGCUAGGAAGCAGAAGAAAGGAUCUGUGUCUGGAGAUAUUCUAGUGAAUGGUCGAUAUGUUUCCGAUGAUGCCUUUCGCAAAGUAAUGGGCUUUGUGGAUCAAGAGGAUACGCUCAUGUCUACCUUGACGGUUUAUGAAACGGUGCUUUAUUCGGCCCUGCUCAGGUUGCCGCGGGAGAUGAGUUUCGAAGCAAAGAAAUUCCGGACAUUGGAGACUCUACAUGAAUUGGGUAUCCUGAGUAUCAAGGAUUCAAGGAUAGGGGAAACUGGCAAACGAUCGAUAUCCGGUGGCGAGAAACGUCGUGUCUCAAUCGCUUGCGAGCUGGUGACUAGUCCAUCUAUCUUGUUCUUAGAUGAGCCGACCAGCGGUCUUGACUCUUUCAACGCCUUCAACGUCGUUGAGUGUCUCGUCACACUUGCGCGAGAUUUUCGCCGUACUGUGGUCUUCACUAUCCAUCAACCUCGUAGCAACAUCGUUGCGAUGUUUGAUCAGCUUGUCCUUUUGGCUAAGGGCCGAAUGGUCUAUUCUGGAGAACUCUCAAAAUGUCAUCCAUAUCUCGAAAGAAUAGGGCAUCCCUGCCCUCCUGGGUUCAAUCUUGCGGACUACCUCAUUGAUGUCACUAUGCAGUCUGAGGCACCUUCACCUGUCACUGGCGCUCAAUCCCCCGACGUGGAGGUUACUGAUGUGGAAUCUAAUAUUGCAGACGAGGAACGGGCACCAAGGGGUGCCUCGUCCGCCAAUAGUCAUUCACAUCCAUCGCACUCGAGUCAUACUAGAGUUGCACCUGAGGAGGAGAGUCAUCACUCAGGGCAAAAUACCCCAUACGAAGGUCCUUCUAACGUAGUGAAGGAUGCGAAGCACUUCCUCAAAAGAAAAACGUCUCAGCUUCUCGACGUCAUUUCUGCCGGUUCUGGUAAAGGGGAUCGUACUCCCCCCCUGUCGCCUCGUCUCGCUGCUCUUGUUCGAGCUUUCGCGGAGAGUGAUGUGCUUUCAGAGAUUGAUGCAGACAUCGAGGCCGUUAAACAGAGGCCCGAUCAAGUUGGGGAGCCGGAUGCCAUUCACCUUCGAGAGGCUUUGGAUGACAGCUCGAAUAUACGCGGAAGACGGAGAGCGAGCUAUACCACGCAGUUUAGGAUCCUGAGCGGAAGAGCAUUCAAGAAUCUCUACCGGAACCCUGCACUCCUGACUGCCCACUACAUCUCAUCUAUCACGGUUGCAUUGAUUUGCGGGUCCCUGUUUCGAAACGUCACAAACGAUAUUCCCGGUUUCCAGAACAGGCUUGGCGUUUUCUUCUUCGCGUUAGCACUAUUCGGCUUCUCUUGUCUCUCUAGCUUAGGCUUGUUUGCGAAUGAGCGAGUCCUAUUCAUUCGCGAGAGGGCGAAUGGCUACUAUUCAUCCUUCACUUACUUCGCCUCCAAGGUGCUCUUUGAUAUUCUCCCGUUACGGGUCGUCCCGCCACUCGUAUUCGGAGGAAUCACCUACGGGCUCAUUGGUCUCGUGCCCACUGUCGUGGCAUAUUGGAAAUUCCAGUUGACUCUGGUGUUAUUCAACCUGACUACCGCCAGCCUUAUCUUCUUCAUCUCCGUCGCAUUCGCGAACAUAAAUGUAGGGUCGCUCAUUGGCACUCUCAUAAUGCUGUUCAACCUUUUGUUUGCUGGUCUUCUCAUAAAUCGAGACACAAUGUCACCACUGAUUUCCUGGGUUCACAACAUAUCGUUCUUCCAUGCGGCCUUCGAAGCUCUGGCUGUCAACGAGCUUCGCUAUUUGCAGCUGAAGGAGGUCAAGUAUGGUGUGGAAUUGGAUGUCCCGGCCGCCACUAUUCUAUCAAUGUUCGGUCUCAGGGCUCAGGCGUUCUGGUUCCCCGACAUCACCUUGUUACUCAUUCUUUUUGGCAUCACUUUGUUUGCCAGCUUCAUUGUUCUGCAUUACUUUGUCCGCGAGCAGCGUUAGAGCUCGGUGCAGCCCGUCCUAAGGAAAGUUUAUGUUGAAAUCCUCAUUGUCCUUUUGUUAUUCCAUUCUUAACUAUCCGUGAAAAUAUAUUUGUAGCCCUAGUCACCCCGCAAUGGAUUCUUCAGACGUCAUAGGUUAGUGUCAUUCUGGCUGCGCAGUUUCCCUGGGCAGAUUGAAUGGGUAUAACAAAAGCUCGUCAAUGCCGUCUUGACGGUCGGGUUCACCGCGCUGUGGAACGAUGCCCAUGACCUUGUAUUGAGCACCCAUUCCCGUCGGGUCAAUGAGUCUGCGUCCUGCAGAGCGGAUCUUAUUGCGCGUUCAGACGGGGCUUGUUUAGUUAGGCCUUCAAGUCUUGCGUUGAACUGCAUCCCGAGCAAGAAAUCCCGUUGGGUUAUUGGACCUAAUGAUCGUGCUA
Molecule: messenger RNA, 3736 nt
Organism: Cantharellus anzutake
Lineage: Eukaryota; Fungi; Basidiomycota; Agaricomycetes; Cantharellales; Hydnaceae
Exons: 20
Coding region: 58-3321 (1087 amino acids)
Cellular component (GO): membrane
Molecular function (GO): ATP binding; ATP hydrolysis activity; ABC-type transporter activity
Source: RefSeq, a predicted model, not a curated record